AUUAGCCGCUGUGCGGCAAAAAACAGGUAUGUGCACAUAUUAUUUUUGGGCUGGGCCUCGAACACAGGCAUGCCAUCACGAUGAUGCGCCGGUGUCACCUCAGCAAGCGCCUAUCUCUAGUUCACGAUGGCAGGGUCCAAGGUCACCAUGUCCUACGUGUAACUUGUCCAAGAAGUUCUACGAACGAACCAUUGCAAGACACAUCGAAUCAUCAUCAUGAUAGCGGGUUGACCUAUACUUAAUUCUAGAGGAUAGUGUCUCGCAACGUUUCACUCCGCGUUUUUGCUAUGUUCGCUAGGCUGUGGCCUCAAAUGAUUUCACAACGUUCAACUCUGUGUCUGUCUUUGCCUCUCAGGGAAGCUGUGCGUUCCACAAAUAAGUGGAUAUUUGCCAUGCUAUAACGAGGUAGAAUCAUCGAUGGAGGAAACCCUGCCUGCUUCUUCUUUUUAUUUCUUUGUUCUUGAGCUCUGGAGCUCGGCGCCGGGGAGAUGCUGCGCACCUUCAUUCGCCUUUUCAACUCUCAUUUCGUACUCCGUACUUUAUACUUCAUUUCUUUGUUUAAUCUCCUUUGCUGGUCCUUUCACGAUGUUCAAGCUGCUCCCGUGCGCAUUUCAGUUGGCCCACAAGAACAGGAAAUCUGCGUAUCUUCCGAGGCGACUGUACUUAGCCCAGCUACCGUCGUUGGCCAAAAUUAUGUUUUCAACCAAUCUUACGGCUUACAGCGUGUAGCUAGAGAUUCAGGACUUGAUGGAGAUAUCGUCUCAGCCUCUGACGUUUCCACAGCAACAACGUCGGCGAUGCCAUUCACGAGCACUGGAGCUACGGCAACUCCACCCAGUUCAUCGCCAUCGACAUCGGAUUCGAGCACGUCUUCUGCGUCUUCCUCAAGCUUGUUUCAGUUGGAGACUAGGGGGUCUUCUGCAGGAACUGAUAGCCCUACUCACGCCCCCUACAUCAUUUACGCUUACUACCCCAUCUUUUCCCCUACUGUUCCGACAUCAGUGACAACGGCGGCCGAAUGUUUCCCAUCCUCUCCUGUGCUCGAAGGGUCGUUUCCAUCGACGCUUUCUGCAUCACAAGAAACAUCUUCAGCUACUGCUCUAUUUUUGGCCCCUGAUGUCCCACCAUCGGUGACCACAGUAGUCAGUGAUUGUGUUUCAUCCUUAGCUAUACCCGGAGGGCCUUCUUCUGUAACGUCCUCUGCAUCAUUAGGCAUACUGCCACCUACUGCUCCAUCUUUACCUCUUGCUGUUCCGCCAUCAGUGGCACCGGUGGUAACUAGUCCUCCUGCGAUUUUGCCCACAAUCGAGGGAUUACCUCCAAUGUUACCCCCUGCAUCAUCGGAAACACCUAUGAUUACUUUCCCCCCUCCCAUAGUUACUCCUCUCCUACCUCCCAUUUCUCCCGCUGUCCCUGUUCGUCCCCUUGCCCCUAUCCCUCCCCUUGUCACUUCCCUUCUACCUCCUGUUGUCACUCACUCUCCAUCUCCUGUUGUUCCAGCAGCUUCAUUAGUGACAAUAACCUCACAAAGUACUGCUAGCCCGGCUACCGCGACAUCACCGACACCUCUUUCCACAUUUGUGUCUUCCACACUCGUUACGCCAUCCCCCACAACCACGUCCACCUCAUCAGCGCCUAACGCGCAGUCACAUUCAAGUUCGCAGCAGGCAUCGUCGUCACUGACACCGUCGCCUUCACCACAAAGCGACGCUGUGUCAUCGCCACGGCUUGCAGGGUCUUUGAUUGCCAUCAUCACAGUACUUUCAUUCCUUGGUGCACUUUCGUUGAUCCUUGGAGUCAUUCUCUUCUUUCGCACCAGAUGGCGAUACCGCCGUAUUGCACAGAUGCAACCCCUUAAAGAAGAUUUUCGACCCUCGCCACUGAACUUGUCUUCCAGGUUUUCUGUCUCAACCACAGGAUCAUUGGAGCGACUUAGGUCUUUUACACUUAAUUCGAGACCUCCUACGGCAUGAAGUCCACUGUCACUUCCUCGUCCCAUCAUUAUGAUCGUUCCACCAAUCAUAAUGAUGGUGUACUUCCAAGGUCUUCCUGAUGACAGCUUCAAGACAGGAACGAGGCCUUUAGAUUGUUGUAACACG
Messenger RNA from Suillus fuscotomentosus, 2099 nucleotides. RefSeq lists its product as uncharacterized. Bases 489 to 1973 code for a protein of 494 amino acids. The transcript is spliced from 4 exons. The record is from RefSeq and is a predicted model, not a curated record. NCBI's taxonomy places the organism in Eukaryota, Fungi, Basidiomycota, Agaricomycetes, Boletales, Suillaceae.